Molecule: messenger RNA, 2829 nt
Organism: Misgurnus anguillicaudatus (oriental weatherfish)
Lineage: Eukaryota; Metazoa; Chordata; Actinopteri; Cypriniformes; Cobitidae
Gene: zbtb22b
Product: zinc finger and BTB domain containing 22b
Biological process (GO): regulation of transcription by RNA polymerase II
Molecular function (GO): protein binding; RNA polymerase II cis-regulatory region sequence-specific DNA binding; DNA-binding transcription factor activity, RNA polymerase II-specific
Source: RefSeq, a predicted model, not a curated record
GUCUGGAGCUGUCUGGGAUUCUUAAAGGUAAAAGCAGCGGUCCGUCUGCAGACUCAACCCUGCUGUCAGUCCACCAUUAAGCUCGACACGUUGGGAAAGAUUGAUUUAACAUUAUGAAAAUCCAUUUGUUGAUGUCUGACGGAGAUAUUUAAACAGGAAUGCAGUCGGUCACAGUGGAGGAAGAUUAUGGUGACUCGGCAGGUUCAUCCACUGCUUCAGUGGUGCAGGUCUGCUUCCCCAGCGUGCAGUCUUCAGUCCUGGACAGUCUGAAUCGGCAGCGUGAGGAAGGCCAUCUCUGUGAUCUCUCCAUCCAUGUGCAGGGUCAAGUGUUUAAAGCCCACAGAUGUGUACUGGCUGCAUCAUCACCUUACUUCCAUGACCAGGUGCUGCUGAAGAACAUGUCCACCGUCUCCAUCCCAGCAGUCAUGGAUCCCCUUGCUUUUGAAAGUGUCCUAAGUUGUGCUUACACCGGCAAGCUGCGUUUGCUUCGUGAAGACAUCGUGAACUACCUCACGGUCGGCAGCGUGCUUCAGAUGUGGCAUAUUGUGGACAAAUGCACUGAGCUUCUCAAAGAGGGGAGAGGAGGUUCAAGUGGACCUCAGGGUAGUGAAGAAAAGGUGAACGCGGGGCUCAGCGGCACCAUCAAGGUUGCCCAGGCGGAUGGAGAAGACACACCUUCUACUCCUCAACCUCCUAGCCGACCAUCAUUUAGCGAGAGCCAGUCUCCCAGCAGCACCAACUACUUCAGUCCUAGAGAGGGAAACUUCGGAGGGGCCAUGGUGACCACCGGUGGAGCAGUAGGAGAAAACGCAGUCCACUCUACUCCCACCUACUGCACUCCUUCCGGUGGGGAGGAAGGUUUUCUGAUUGAGGACGAUGAGGAAGACGAUGAGCUUUUGUUUCAGAGGAAAAGAGAACGGGGAGGUGGGAAGCGGAAGAGUUCAAUUUCCGUCUUGGAUCAAGAGGUUGGUGUGAGUGACAGUUUUGGAGUUUCUUCGUAUCAAGAUGGAGACGCAUCGCCAUCACAAAAACGCCCGUCGUAUAGUCAGCCAAGCAUCAUGCCGAGAAAACAGUGGGUGGUGGUGAAGACGGAGCACUCGAGGGAUGAUGACCUCAUCGUGGUGUCAGGAGAGGAAGGAGGUGAGGAUGAAGAGGAACGAGAGAUGGAGAUGAUCAGAGAGAGAGACAGGACGUUUAACAUAUCAAAUGUAAGGACUCUAUCCGGACUCCGAGAAGAUGCUGAAAUGGAUGCACAGGUUGACUAUUGCCAAUCUUCAGAAGACUACCUCAAGUUUGAGAGGGGUUUGAUGGACCAGACAUCCUCUCAUCCUACUGAGAAUCCCACUCAAUGUACCAGCAGGUCCGUUUCUGCCUUGCUCGGCCCCGUUCAGUCUACUUCCGCCCGUGCUCAGCUCUUUCCUCUGGAUAUGCAAGGAAACCAGAUUCUUCUGUACAAUCAGGCUGCUCUUGAAUCUUCAUCUCAAUUGGGUCUCACAGGAGGAAUGUCUGGUGCGUCCCUAAAAGGCAGCCUUGAACACGGAGCGGUAAAUUUACCCAGCCAAGGAGCUUUGAGCAGCGGCAUUGAAGGAUUGGACAGCGGAGGGGGUGGCGGAUCAGGCAAGGUCUUCAUGUGUCACUGCGGGAAAACAUUCACACACAAAAGCAUGCGAGACCGCCACAUCAACAUGCACUUGGACCUACGGCCCUUCCAUUGCCCCGUCUGCUCCAAGAAGUUCAAGAUGAAGCAUCACCUCACCGAACACAUGAAGACGCACACGGGUCUGAAACCCUACGACUGCCACGGCUGUGGGAAGAAGUUCAUGUGGCGCGACAGCUUUAUGAGGCACCGCUCGCACUGUGAAAGACGUGGCGGGGGUGCAAGGAUGGCGUCCGACGGCUCUGUCAUCUCUCCGCCCCAUCACUUGAAGCUCUCAGGCAGUGAGCCCAGUCAGAGUCGAAGCGGGGUCUCGGUUUUAUCUCCUCAACAUUCAAUUAGUAGCAGCGGGGGCUCGUGUCUCGGCAUGCUGGGGCCUCUAUUAGGAAUCGGUUCUCAAAGUGGGGUGCACAACCUAGGUUCUGGAGUUUUGGGUGGCGGUCGUGUGGAGGAAGUGUGCGAGGGGAAUGACGAUGAAAGUAGUGUCACAUAGACUAAACUAUGCUAUGUUUCAUUCCAGUACCACUGUUCUUCAAAACUUGUGAACGUCUUCUAAGGGACCACAUGCACAAUAAUCCGAUGAACAAUGCGAUACCUCGACAGUUUUGCGUGAGUGUGCCAUACGUGGUGUGUUUGGAAAUAAUACCCAUUACAAAGUGCCCAUUGCUGGCUCACCUGUGUGUCUACUUCUUAAAGAUGUUCAAGAAGACCAGGCUGCUAUGGUGACUCAAUCGGUCACUUUUGCAUACAAACUGCCUCACUAGCACAGAACGUGUGUUCACUGUUACUCUAAAGUGCCAUUCUGUUCUGUACGAUUAUGUUGUGUACAUUACUGUAUCUCAGAUGUGAAGUUUUAAUGUACUUUCACAUAGUAUAUUCCCUCCUGAAAGUUAAAGGAAUAGUUCACCAAAAAAUGAAAAUUCUGUUAUCAUUUACUCAUUCGCAAGAUGAACACAAAGAAACACAAAGAAAGAUUUUUGUAAGCAGGAGCACCCUUUAAGGGCGAUUUAUGGUCGUGCGUAAGUAUCCGUAGCCUGUGCGUAGCUCUCCGUAGCCUAAUGUGCACCUCGCAAAAAUUUUAACAGCGCGUCAGAUCUACGCGGACUGCAAGCGCUGUGAUUGGUCCACCAGAACCCCUCCCGUCAGGUAAAAAAACUGCGUUAUAGGUAUUUACG